Sesamum indicum (sesame) is the source of this 1156-nucleotide messenger RNA. Its product is annotated as chaperone protein dnaJ 6. Lineage: Eukaryota; Viridiplantae; Streptophyta; Magnoliopsida; Lamiales; Pedaliaceae. The record is from RefSeq and is a predicted model, not a curated record.
UAUAAAUACGAUAGCCGGCUCUCACUCUCUUGCUUGUUUACUCUUUCUUAGACGCAUUUUCUCAAGCAGCUUGCGUGCACAAGUUCAUUACACACCUCUCCAAUUUUUCUUUCGAACAGAACUAGGGUUGCGAGAAUGGGGAAGAGGAAGAAGACUAGGGUAUCAGAGGAAGAUUUAGAGAAUGAAGACGAAGAGAAGAGGGAGAAUCAGGAAUAUCGGUCUUCGUCGUCAAAUGAGAAGAGCUUGUACGAGAUUCUUGGUGUGGACAAAACUGCAUCUCAACAGGAAAUAAAGAAAGCUUAUUACAAAUUGGCUUUACGGCUGCAUCCUGAUAAAAAUCCAGAUGAUGAGGAGGCCAAGGAAAAAUUUCAGCAGCUGCAAAAGGUUAUAUCUAUUCUUGGAGAUGAAGAGAAACGUGCAGUGUAUGAUCAAACAGGCUGUGUUGAUGAUGCUGAUCUAGCUGGAGAUGCCAUCCAAAAUUUGAGGACAUUCUUCCGCACCAUGUAUAAAAAGAUCUCUGAAGCUGAUAUUGAAGAGUUUGAAGCAAACUACAGAGGCUCUGAUUCAGAGAAAAAGGAUUUGCUUGAGCUAUAUAAAAAAUGCAAGGGCAACAUGGACAGGCUUUUCUGCUGCAUGCUUUGCUCUGAUCCCAUGCUGGAUUCCCAUCGAUUCAAGGAUAUCAUUGAUGAGGCUAUCUCUGCAGGAGAAUUGAAGUCAACCAAAGUGUAUGAGAAAUGGGCUAAAAAAGUGUCCAAAACAAAGCCUCCCACAAGUCCAUUAAGACAAAGAAAGAAAUCAAAGAAAAACUCAGAUCUGUAUGCUAUCAUUGCUCAGCGACAAAACGAGAGGAGAGGCAAGAUUGAUGCAAUGUUUUCAUCACUUGUUCAAAAAUAUGGUGGAGGCGAAGCAGCUCUGGAGCCAAGUGAAGAAGAAUUCCAAGCUACUAGAAGAAAACUAGAGAAAAGACGGGCUUCCAAAUGAAAGUAACUGCAGUCUACAACCUUUUACAUUACUGAACUGUCUCUGUUGGCGCAUGCAAAUCUGAAAUUUCUCUCAUACAAAGUUCUAUUCUAUUCAUGGCUGGACAUUCUAAACUAGAUCAGAUAUCUGUAAAGAUGGCUGCCUCUAACCCGUUUGAAUAUUCAAGUUUUGUCUA